AUGGUAGCGCUCUCCUCUGUGGGCCUCCCGACCUCCACGGUCGCCACAACGUCCACCACGUCCGCCACGUCCACGCCCCCGGAGCUCACAUCGGCAGAGACAGGAGCUCCUCAGGUUAAGAAGAAGAAGAAGGGCAUGACGCAGAAGGUGAAGAACUUCCUCUCGGGCCUUCCGGACCUGAAGCACCUGUAUUCCAAGUCCGUGGUGGAGUGA
Molecule: messenger RNA, 213 nt
Organism: Symbiodinium natans
Lineage: Eukaryota; Dinophyceae; Suessiales; Symbiodiniaceae
Source: the annotation of a GenBank genome assembly